CUUCUCUUCGACUUCCUCCUCUUCUCUUACUCUUCUCUCUGGAUCCGUUUCAUCCCAUACUCUCUUUACUUCACGCUCUAAUCAAACCUUGAUUGAUUUCAUUGAAUGGAUUCUUUUCAUCUUCCUCUCUAUCUCUCUAUUUAUAAAUCUUUUCACUUGAGUUAUGUGUCGAUCAAAAUUGAAAAUUCUCUCUCAAACAAUCGUCGCGAUGGAACCCAAAGGACACUCUCCGAUCUCAAGCCUCCGCACUACCAACAAAAAGACCGUCGCAUCUUCCGCGUCCACUAAGCCAAACGGGAAGUCCGUCGAUUCCUCCGCCACUGCGAUGAAGCGUAACGGGAAGUCUGCUGUUUCGUCUGCUAUUCCGAUGAAGUCAAACACUUCUGCCGCCGUCUCCUCCGCGCAUGACGAUAAAAUGAUGUUCUUCAGAGAUGUGAAACUCGGCCCACAAGAGGUCGACUUGAGGUUCCGUCUGAUUCAUUACUGGGAGGCUCGAAAUCCAAAUACGAAAACUCUCAUUGGACAGGAAAUGCUCCUUAUCGAUGAAGAGGGAGCUGUUAUUCAAGGUUAUGUUCCAUCGGGACGGGUUGGGUCAUAUGAGCUGAUAUCGGGUUGUGUUUACAAACUGAAGAAUUUUUUCGGCUCCAGAAACAAAACUCAGUAUCGUGUUUCUGAUCAUAACGCAACCGUCACCUUCGCUUGGAAUUCUGAGCUAUCCGUUGUUGAUAACCCCCCGGUUUCAAUCCCUGAGGAUAGGUUCAGGUUUCAUAACUACGAGGAGUUCCAGGCUAAUUGUGACCACAAAAUUGAUCUUUAUGACUAUGUUGGCCACAUGAAGCUGGUGAAUGGGCAGACUAUCACUGAUCAUAUUGUUCUCGACGAAGCCGGCAUAGCAGAGAAGCGGCAUCUUUGUGUUCAUGUUCAGACACACGACGGGCCAGUAAUGAAGCUCUAUCUAUGGGACAAAGCCGCAUCGGACUUCUGUGAGAAAUUCAAAUCUUAUGGAAGCACUCCAAGCGUUAUUUUGGUCACCACAGUCAACCCUAAGCAUCUUGGAGGAACCCUUGCUCUGACUUCGAUGGCAUCAUCUCGAGUGUUUAUGGAUACUGAUGUUCAGCCUAGCAGGGAUUACCUCGGGUGGUUGGGAUCCAACUCGGAAAUUGCUAACAAGAUUAAUGCAGAGGUUGUCACUAAGCCUGAGACAGCUACUCUUGAGGAACUCUUCUCCUACAUAAAGCUGCCAACUGCUAAGGUUGCUUGGUUUGAAUGCACAGCAACUAUAGAUGAUGUUAUCCAGGGUUCGGCUUGGUAUUAUAUUUCAUGCGAUGGGUGUAACAGCAAGGCGUUCAAAGGGCCUACCUCCCUGAUUUGUAACAAUAAGAAGUGUAUGAAGAGUGAAGUCACGGGCGUUGCUCAAUACCUAACCAGGAUAUCUGUUUAUGAUAAGAGUGAGCAAGCAGUUUUUGUCAUUCUUGGUGAUGCUGGCAAAGAGUUGACUGGAAAGCAUGCUUCAGAAUUAGUUGCCAGAUACUUUGAGUCUAAUGAGAGCGUGGAAGCUGACCAUUGCGUGCCGGUACCGCAAGAUUUGCUUGAUACAAUCGGGCAGACACACAGGUUCAUAGUGAAAGUCUCCGAUCAUAACUUGAAAGGGAAGACACGGACCAUAACCGUCACCAAGAUACUUCCACCAGAAGCUCCACAUCCUAUAGAACCAUUGGUCGAAGACGCUAUUCCAGCUACGUCCGAUGGUUUCUUGAAGACUGGAAGUGAAGUAUCCGGUUCCUCCAGUGGGUUAGUGGAUGCCGCUGGUGGUCGGGUUAGAAAAGCGUCUGAGGGUAUUGAAUCAGACGAAGCCAAGCGUUCCAAGAGUGGCUAAUGCAGCUUCAGCUAUCUUCAUACGCAGUGACUGUUUUUUGCUGCAGUAUGAGUUCGGUUUGAUGUUUACGUAACGACUUUGCGUUUUUCUAUUUCUAUCUUCAUACUUUCCGUUUUUUGGUCGGUCUUUAUGUUUCUUUGAAUACAUUUUUCGUUAGUUGGAUACACUCAUCUCUUUAAACAAUUUGGUUAUCCUCAUCUCUUUAAAGAAUUUACUUGGCAUUAUUCCAUACUACUACUCAUAUAAUUCAGAGUUUAUGAUUAGAAUUGGUCAACAUCUACUUAAGAUCAGAACAAGUGCUAACAUUUUGACAGUCAGAACAGAACAAACUCCAUCAAUUAAUACUCUUUUAUGUAAUACUCAAUAAAUUAAUAAAACUCACCGGUCCCAAAUUAGGCCGGCUAAAUUUAUCACGAAUUGAUAAAUAAUAAGAUAAUAUUUUUAGAAAAUUUUAACCAAAUAUAUGGUCUCAUCAAAAUUAUAAAUUAGUGAUUUACAUAUUUACAUAAUUUAUAUAAGUAGAACCUGUUAUUAAAUUAUUUGAUCUAUAUUCAAAAAUAAAAUAUCUUUAUAUUUUAUUAUCACUUGAUACAUUUUUUAUGGGCUUUACUAAUAUUAUAUCUAAGACCGCAUUGUAUGUUCUAUUCAAUAUAUAUUAUAUAUCGAAUAAUAUAAUAUGAUUGAGAUAAAUGUCUAAUCUCAAAAAAUAACAACCAAUAACUAUACAGUAAAUCAAAUAUUUUAUUUUUUUAUAAUUAGAGAAUGGCCCGUUUUAUGUGAAAAGCAAUAUAAAGUAGUGACAAUAAUUUCAUGUAUUUCCUUUGCAUUGAGUAAAGCUUGUGGCUAAAGCCUAUAAUAUUACAUAAAACGGGCAAGAUGGUAAAUCAAAUAAUAAUAAUCAAGUUCUACUUCGCAG
Messenger RNA from Brassica rapa (field mustard), 2792 nucleotides. RefSeq lists its product as uncharacterized. NCBI's taxonomy places the organism in Eukaryota, Viridiplantae, Streptophyta, Magnoliopsida, Brassicales, Brassicaceae. Gene Ontology annotation, molecular function: damaged DNA binding; single-stranded telomeric DNA binding. Gene Ontology annotation, biological process: nucleotide-excision repair; double-strand break repair via homologous recombination; telomere maintenance via telomerase. Gene Ontology annotation, cellular component: DNA replication factor A complex. The record is from RefSeq and is a predicted model, not a curated record.